Candidula unifasciata is the source of this 1215-nucleotide messenger RNA. The record is from the annotation of a GenBank genome assembly. Lineage: Eukaryota; Metazoa; Mollusca; Gastropoda; Stylommatophora; Geomitridae.
AUGGUCAACACACCAAUACCACACAGCUUAAAAUCGGAGGCAAAGAAAGCAGCCAAAAUUCUGACUGAAUUCACCGUUCCAAAUGCCAAGACUGGACCAGACGGUCUUAUUCCAGCUGGAAUACUGGCCAAGGCUAAAGGUCUUGCAAUCAUCACUGUUUUUAAGGCUGGAUUCCUUGUGACAGCUCGUGGAGGUAGUGGUAUAGUCAUUGCUAAACUUGAUCGGGAAAAUUGGUCUGCUCCAUCUGCCAUUGGAUUAGCAGGAUUGGGUGGAGGUUUUGAAAUUGGAUUGGAGGUGACCGAUUUUAUCAUAAUCUUGAACACAAAAUCAGCAGUUGAAGCUUUUUCUAAGGGAGGCAAUCUCACUCUCGGAGGGAAUUUCACCAUUGCUGCAGGCCCUUUGGGCAGGAAUGUGGAAGGAGACAUUGCUGUUCGCAGUGCUGCUGCAAUUUAUACAUACUCCAAAACCAAAGGUUUAUUUGCUGGGAUUUCCAUUGAGGGUAGUGCACUUAUAGAACGGAAAGAUGCAAAUAAAAAAUUCUAUGGAAGGGAUAUAAGAGCACACCAGAUUCUCAGUGGGGAAGUCGACCCACCUGAUGACUGCCGGGACCUGUAUGAAGUGUUGAAGGAGCACCGGGAGUUUGCACUUAGAGCUGUUGCUGAUCUGGCCAAGAGGCAGGCAGUGAAGCAAAAAGAGAAGCUGGAGAGCAUGUCGGAGUAUUCUCAGUACAGGUUUGCUGUGAGUGCUCUCUCCUUUAGUAGAUCAAAGUCAACAAAAUCAAACCAUUCUUCUGGGAACCAGCCUACUCGGUCAAGCUCUGAACUUGUCCUUUCAGAGAAGGCAACCACAUCAUCACCAUCAUCUCGGAGGAAAGACUCCUGGACUGACUACCCUGUUCGUUCUCAGUCAAAAAGCUCUCUAAACCAAGAUAUCUAUUUUUUUUUUAAAGAUCCUUGGAAAGACAUAGAUAUGCCUGCAUUUAAAGGAGCUAUGGCCUCACCAGUGGGGGCAAGUAGAAGUUCAUUAUCAAACACUGUGUGGGCUGUUGCAGAUUUUACAUUCCAAGCUCAGUUGGAUUGUGACCUGUCUUUCCAUGCUGGUGACAGAAUCAAGGUAACCACACGCACAAAAUCUCAGCAGGAUUGGUGGGAAGGGAUCGACAGUGCCGGAGAGCAGGGAAUAUUCCCGGCAAACUUUGUUCAUAUUGUUUCUUAG